Molecule: messenger RNA, 2635 nt
Organism: Lepus europaeus (European hare)
Lineage: Eukaryota; Metazoa; Chordata; Mammalia; Lagomorpha; Leporidae
Gene: FBXO41
Product: F-box protein 41
Exons: 12
Coding region: 1-2610 (869 amino acids)
Molecular function (GO): protein binding
Source: RefSeq, a predicted model, not a curated record
AUGGCCUCGCUGGACCUGCCCUACCGCUGCCCGCGCUGCGGGGAGCACAAGCGCUUCCGGAGCCUGUCGUCGCUGCGCGCGCACCUGGAGUACAGCCACACCUACGAGACGCUCUACAUCCUCUCCAAGACCAACAGCAUUUGCGACGGCGCCGCCGCUGCCGCCGCCGCCGCCGCAGCCUCGGGCUUCCCGCUGGCGCCCGAGCCCGCCGCCCUGCUGGCGGUGCCCGGCGCGCGGCGCGAGGUCUUUGAGAGCACGUCCUUCCAGGGCAAGGAGCAGGCGGCCGGGCCGUCGCCCGCAACGCCACACCUGCUGCACCACCACCACCACCACCACGCGCCCCUUGCCCACUUCCCGGGCGACCUGGUGCCCGCCAGCCUGCCCUGCGACGAGCUAGCCGAGCCGGGCCUCGUGCCCGCCGCGCGCUACGCGCUGCGCGAGAUCGAGAUCCCGCUGGGAGAGCUGAUCGCGCGCAAGUCGGUGGCGUCCUCGGCGUGCUCGACGCCGCCGCCCGGGCCCGGCCCCGGCCCCUGCCCCGGGCCGGCCUCAGCCUCUCCCGCGUCGCCCUCGCCGGCCGACGUGGCGUACGAGGAGGGCCUGGCGCGCCUCAAGAUCCGCGCGCUGGAGAAGCUGGAGGUGGACCGGCGGCUGGAACGGCUGAGCGAGGAGGUGGAGCAGAAGAUCGCGGGCCAGGUGGGCCGGCUGCAGGCUGAGCUGGAGCGCAAGGCGGCGGAGCUGGAGACGGCGCGCCAGGAGAGCGCGCGGCUGGGGCGCGAGAAGGAGGAACUGGAGGAGCGCGCCUCCGAGCUCUCGCGCCAGGUGGACGUGAGCGUGGAGCUGCUGGCCUCGCUCAAGCAGGACCUGGUGCACAAGGAGCAGGAGCUGAACCGAAAGCAGCAGGAGGUGGUGCAGAUCGACCAGUUCCUGAAGGAAACAGCGGCGCGGGAGGCCAGCGCCAAGCUGCGGCUGCAGCAGUUCAUCGAGGAGCUGCUGGAGCGGGCGGACCGCGCCGAGCGGCAGCUGCAGGUCAUCAGCAGCAGCUGUGGCAGCACGCCCAGCGCCAGCCUUGGCCGCGGAGCUAUGGGCGCCGGGCCCCGGGGCCCAGGCCGAAUGCGAGAGCACCACGCAGGCCCAGCCGUGGCAAGCACGUACGCGGUGUCACGGCAUGGCUCUUCUCCCAGCACAGGAGCCUCCAGUCGCGUGCCAGCUGCAUCCCAGAGCUCAGGCUGUUAUGACAGUGACAGUCUGGAGCUGCCCCGGCCAGAGGAGGGGCCCCCGGAGGACAGCGGCCCUGGGGGCCUGGGCACAAGGGCCCAGGCUACCAAUGGGGGCUCCGAGCGCUCCCAGCCCCCUCGAAGCUCCGGCCUGCGGCGCCAGGCCAUUCAGAACUGGCAACGCAGGCCCCGCCGACACAGCACAGAGGGCGAGGAGGGGGACGUCUCGGAUGUGGGCUCACGAACCACCGAGUCGGAGGCCGAGGGCCCCUCAGAUGCCCCCCGCCCUGGGCCUGCUGUGGCUGGGCCGCUGAGCAGCUGCCGGCUCUCAGCCCACUCCGAGGGAGGCAGUGGGCGAGCUCGGCGAGCCGAGAGGGGCAGCCCCUCGCGCUCCAACGAGGUCAUCAGCCCGGAGAUCCUCAAGAUGCGCGCGGCGCUGUUCUGCAUCUUCACCUACCUGGACACGCGCACGCUGCUGCACGCUGCCGAGGUCUGCCGGGACUGGCGCUUCGUGGCCCGCCACCCCGCCGUGUGGACCCGGGUGCUGCUGGAGAAUGCUCGAGUCUGCUCCAAGUUCCUGGCGAUGCUGGCCCAGUGGUGCACCCAGGCCCACUCGCUGACACUGCAGAACCUGAAGCCCCGGCAGCGAGGGAAGAAGGAGAGCAAGGAGGAGUAUGCCCGGAGCACCCGGGGCUGCCUUGAAGCAGGGCUGGAGUCCCUGCUGAAGGCGGCCGGCGGGAACCUGCUGAUCCUGCGCAUCUCCCACUGUCCCAACAUCCUCACCGACCGUUCGCUCUGGCUGGCCAGCUGCUACUGCCGCGCCCUGCAGGCUGUCACCUACAGGAGCGCCACAGACCCUGUGGGCCAUGAGGUCAUUUGGGCACUGGGCGCAGGCUGCAGAGAGAUCGUCUCCCUCCAGGUGGCGCCACUUCACCCCUGCCAGCAGCCCACGCGCUUCAGUAACCGCUGCCUGCAGAUGAUCGGCCGCUGUUGGCCCCACCUCCGGGCCCUGGGGGUUGGGGGUGCCGGCUGUGGGGUACAGGGCCUGGCAUCACUCGCAAGAAACUGCAUGCGGCUGCAGGUCCUGGAGCUGGACCACGUGUCAGAGAUCACCCAGGAGGUGGCGGCCGAGGUCUGCCGGGAAGGCCUGAAGGGGCUGGAGAUGCUGGUGCUCACGGCCACCCCAGUCACCCCCAAGGCCCUGCUGCAUUUCAACAGCAUCUGCCGAAACCUCAAGUCCAUUGUGGUCCAGAUUGGGAUUGCUGAUUAUUUCAAAGAGCCCAGCAGCCCUGAGGCCCAGAAGCUGUUUGAGGACAUGGUGACAAAACUCCAGGCUCUGCGGCGGAGACCCGGCUUCUCUAAGAUCCUGCACAUCAAGGUGGAAGGCGGCUGCUAACCCGAGUAGGGGGCGGCAGGGCCCC